AUGGAACAAGGUGAUAAGAAACAGGAAAUUCGAAAAUUCGCCGAAAAGCUGAAGCCCUUCCUGAAGUUUGCCGGGAUUAUUUGAAACUCAAGAAUAAUUCCAAAUUUAGCGAAAUCGCGUCAAACACUCCAAGCUUCUUGUCGCCGCUCAGGGUCCUUUUCGAGGCCAUCGAAAAAGUUCUCGGCUGGAAACUGACUGACGGCGACAGGUCCGCCAUCAGAAACGUGAGUUCGAAAGAAAAAAAAUGCACUUCAUCAACGAGAAAGUUUUCCUAAACUCUGGCGCGAGAGCAAAGCGAUGUCGCGUACAUUGGCGACAUCGCUAAACGCUUUGUUGCCGCGCCGGACGCGCAAUUUUCAUGCACUAAAAAAAGUGUUUUCCGAAAAUGCGAUGUCGCGGCGGUACAUUGGCGACAUCGCAAAAAUGCUGCCUUGUCGUCGCGCCAGACCCGCGUUUUUCUCAUUCUCAAAAAUUUUUGAAAACCUACAAAGCGAUGUGAAAAAUGCAAAUGGGAAUAUCGUUCUCAACACAAAAGUUUUUCUGUACACAAUUGGUAACUAGUCCGGCGCAGGAGAAAAGCGAUAUCGCUAAAGUAACAUUGACGGCAUCGCAAAAGUGCUUUGUCGCCGGACUCGCGUUUUUCCCGCUUUUUCAAGCAUCAAAAAAUAUUUUCCUGCGAUAUUGCGCCGAUGGAAAGGCGAUAUCGCUAGCGUCGACGACAUCGCAAAAAUGCUGCCUUGUCGUCGCGCCAGACCCGCGUUUUUCUCAUUCUCAAAUUUUUUUGAAAAUCUUCAAAGAGCCGAGAAAAAUUGACAUUAAAAUACGUUUCUCAACACAAAUUUUGUCCGUUACAUUAAUGAUAACUAGCCUGCCGCGAGAGAUAAAGCGAUAUCGCUAAAGGAACAUUGACGACAUCGCUAAACGCUUUUUUGCCGCGCCGGACUCGUGUUCGCGAUUUUCAUGUAUUAAAAAACUAUUUUCUGAAUCGCGAUGUCGCUCGCUGUAUAUUGACGACAUCGCUGAUGUACCGCUAUUUUUUCGGCUUUACCUCGCAUUUCUCUCGGAAUGGUCACGUACUCUGAAAAUCGUUUUUCAAAAGGCGUUGCGCUGAGAGAGAGCGAUGUCGUUGGCGACAUCGCGAAAGUGCUGCUUCGAGGAGCAACCUUGAGGGCCCUUGAAAAAAAAAUGGUUUUUCUAUAGGAGAUCAUGCUGUUGGUUCCCAUACUCCUCAACAAAAAAACUGUAGACCCCUAUAGGGACCGCUUAAGCUUUAGGGGCCUAGAGCUCAGACCCUAACCCCUCCAGGGACCACUCUGAUGUUCCAAAGUUUAAUCUGAAAUCUCCGAGCUAUAUUUCAUAAGCUGGAUCGAUUUCAACCCUAGUUCAUAGCUUAUAAAUGACUCUGAUCAGCGAAAUCCAUAUUUUUCGAGAAGAAUGACCUUCGUUGCGAUUUCAUAUCCGAUAGAAAGUCGAAAAUGCCCAAAACUACCGACUUUUCCCGUUUCAGCUCACUACUGGCGACAAAGACCUUCUUUCCGAAUUUGCCAAGGAUGAAGGCGUCAAUGCGCGUUUCUCUUUCAUCCCUCAGGACGACAAUCGCUUUUUCCGGAAAGUAUGUCACUUCUUCAUCCCUUUCUGUUUCGAGAAAAAUCUCUAGUGGCCACUUAAAAGGUUCCUUAAGAACUACUUGGAGAGGACACUAAAGGGGCCACUGAAACCAGCUCUUUAGACUUCUUUGCGUCUAAGGGACCACUAUAGUAGUUUUAGUGGUCUAGGAGGAUCUCUUAGACUUCUAAAGAGGCCAUUAACUUUUAACCACUUAAGUGGACCCUAAUUCGACUACUAUAGUGGCCACUGAAACGUCAAAACCCUGAAGUGGCCACUAGAAGUUUCCCAGUUGUUUUUUUGGGGACAGAAAAAAAUUAACUUUUCAGUGAAAAAAGGAAACUUUUUGGCUUGAUUCUAUCAAAUUUCUAUAAAAAAUCCUCAUGUCAUAAAAAAAUAUAAUUUUUUUCAUUAUCUCUCAGAAAGCUCCUGCUCCUACCCUUGGGCCAGAACGACAGCCAAGGUUUCCACAAAACUUUUUUUUUGAAUAAAAAUCUAAUUUUAGGCCCGAAACGAGCCAAACUUUCCCGAAAACCGAGUUGGUCUACAGGUUUUGAGAGCAAAAAAAAAAUUUUCAUUUUAAACUUUUUCCAGAGUUCCCCAGAACCCAAAAGCCGCGGAGAAGAAGGAAAAUUUGACGGCAGAGUUUGUUUUUUUUUCUGAAAUUCAUCAAAAAAGGAAAAUUGCCCGUGGGGCGCACAAGCCUCGCUUUUUUAAUACUUUGUUUUUCCCGAUUUUGAGAGCGCCAGAGUGGUCACUAGAAGGGUUAGAGAGAAAAAAGCCCCUAUAGUCAACCCUCUGGAGCUCAAGUGGUCACUAUAGGGUCUUUUGAUUUUUUGCUCUGCUUUCAAUGUGAAAAAGACGUAUAGAGACCCCUAGAGCGACCACUUUUGCAAGAUUUAAAGACCCCUAUAGAAGAAAGUAUACUGAUCUCUUAAGGGGAACCUACAAGAGCUCCUAACUUUGCCCCUCUAAGGACCACUCUGGCGUCCCAAAAAUGUAUAUCAUUCUUAUUUUCAGGCAAGAAGAAUUCAUGAAAAUGCCCCAGAUUGAGCUCGUCAAUUUGGUCAUCAAAUUAAAAGAGGAAAACAGGAAGUUGAAGUAAUUUUUAUGAGCUUUUUUGGGGUUGAAAAUGGGUUACUUUAAGGCCGUUUCAUGCAGGGUACAUUAAGAUUUCCGCAAAAUUGCCUCUCCGAAAUUUAAAUUUUCAAAAACACGAAUUUUUUUUCUCAAUUUGGCUUGAUUUUUUGAAACUUUCGAACUGAGCGAGGUCAAGGGUUCUACGCAUUUUGAAUAAGAAAAAUAAGUUUGAACUAAAAAAAUUUUUUUAAAUCUCAAAAAGUUUUCAAAAAAACCGACCGAUUUUUUUCCAGAAAGAUCAUGUCUUCAAUGGAUAUUUAAAAUUGCUGUUUUAAGCUGUUUAAAAAAAACUGUUUAUUGCAUCUUCAAUGUAAGAAUACAUGUGCAAUCGACUUUCAUUGAUUUUAACUGUGUUUAAAGGACGGCAGGAGCUGUGGCUUAGGCAGAGAAGUUGUGAAUUUCGCUCGUAGAACAUCAGGUACAAGAGAGGUCGUAGGAAGAAGUACGGUGCCGGCUUUCCAAGGGCCGAUGGCAGAGAUUGAGCCUUUUCGCUGCAUGCAGCUUCCAAUUUUAUCUACCCCGGAGGGAUGAAAGGCUUGGUCGACCUCGGGGGGACUCGAACCUACGACCUCGCGGACGUUAGAAAUGAGUUAUGCCAGCUGAGCUAUGCCGCCCCAAUUUUAAGCUCCAUUGAAGGAUUUUUUGUUCUUGAACUCCCGUUUUUGAUCUGCCAAUAUUUUUUUAAAAUGAUUGCUUUUGUUGAAAAAAUAAUUUUUUCAGGCGGAUCGACCCCGCAAUGAAUGGAAACACGCAGGUAUGCUUCACGAAGCGAUUUUUUUGCAAAAAAAUGAAAAAUAUUUUUUUCAAAAGUUAGGAAAUUUCGAACCAAAAAAACAAAAGGCUUUUUUUAAAAACUGUAUGCACUGUUUUCAUAGUUUUUAAACUUAUCGAAUCAUUUUUUUUUCCAAGGAUGCUUUUAAUUUUCCGAGAAGAGUAUUUAGGGUUUCAAAAAACCUCAUUUUUUUGAGAACUUUCAAAUUGACUUUUUAAAGAUAAGAACCUACGGCUCGCGAACUGAUAACACGCCAUCUCAAAGUGCCAGGUAUUAUUUUUUUGAUUUUGAAGUUUUUGAAAAAUUGAAAUGGAUGAUAGGCGCUAUGAAAACUGAAAAAAAUAAUUAAAAAAAUUAAUUGAUGAAAAAAAUUAGUCAAUUUAAGACUGUAUUGUGCGCUCUAUUGACAAUUUUUUUCAAUGACAAAAAAAUAUUUUUUUUAGAUUAAUUUCAUGAAUUUUCCAAAUAUCUACUUCAGAAAAUUUGACUUUGAUGUUAUUUUUUCUUUUAUUGAAAGCGCGAAAAAAUUUAUCUAAAAAACGCCUUUAUUUUUUGACAGCUUGUGCGCUCUGUUGAUAAUCUUCAUUUUUGCAGUUAAUUUUUUUUUUCAUCAACUUAGACUUGAUGAUUUAUCAAUUCAUUUUUUUUAUUUUGAAGUUUGAUAAUUUUUUAAUUCUUACCUUGAUUAGAAAUAAUUCGAAUGGUCUUGAAAAGCGUGAAAAAAUAGCCGCCUAAAAAUCGACUUGUGCGCUCUGUUGAUAAUCUUCAUAGUUACUUCAUGAUUAAUUUGAUCAUUUUUUUUCCCUCAAUUUCGUGAUAAUUUGAAUUUUAGUUUGAAAAUUAUGAAAAAAUAGCCGCUUAAAAAUCGACUUGUGCGCUCUAUUGAUAAUACUAAUUUUUUUUUCAGUCAUUUAAUUCAGUGUAUUUUGAAUUCAAAGAUUUAUCAUAUCUUUGGGUUUUUUUUUUUACAAAGUUCGAUCAUCUGUUAGCGAAAAUAUAGACUUUAGUUGGGAUUUUAUGAAGAAAUAGCCGCCUGAAAAUUUUCAUGUGCGCUCCGUUGAUAAUUUGUUCUAAGUUACCCCUUUCUUGAUUUUUCCCAUAUUUUUCUUCACUGCUUUCUCAAAAUAAGUUUGUUGAAAAAUUUGCCCAAAAUUGGAUUUGAAUAAUAAUUUUAGUUUUUAGAAGCGUUAAACCAAAUAAUUGCACCUAUUUCCGUCAAGAAGAUCCGCUGGCGAGGCCGAAAAGUCAGCAAAAUCGGAGUAGCCGCCAAAAAGUUUGAAAAACCCGGAUUUAUGAGGUUUUAUGGGCAUUUUUAGAAUGGAGCCGGGCCAAGCAAGAUUCAAGUCGAAGUCCCGAAAAAAGGUGGGAUUUUUGAGGAAAUAUGAAGGAAAAAAAAUGUUUUAGAGCCUCUGGCCGUUGUGAAGGUCGAAAAGAAGCCGGAAAUUUCGAUCAGUUUCUUGGAAAUCAACGAAGAAUCGAAAAAGGCUGCCGUGGAGACGCAGAAGGUCAUGCAGGAGCUCGACGAAUUCCUGAAAAUGGCCGAAAGGUGGCUUUUUCCGAGAAAAAAAAGGGAUUAGUUGGUACUCACAGGGGGCUCUCUGUGGGGGAAAAAAAUUCACCGGCUUUUUUUCCCAACUGAGAAACUUCAAGUUGUAUCUAAAGGGAGGGCAAGAAGUACUCUAAGGCACUCCCAAGGCACUGCAGAAACAAAAAACUUUUUCCCCUAACCCCUAUAGGUACCACUCUGGAUUACUAAUUCCAAAACGGUUUUCUUUAAAGUUCUAGUGGACCGCUUAGAAAGCCCUAUAGAGACCACUUAGAUUUUGAACCGUGGAGGGAGCCUCAAAUUGCCUCUGUAGGGGUCCCUAAAUCAACGAAACCCCAUCAGAAAAACUCCGCUCCGUCUAUAGUGAGCUCUCAGGCUCCAGGGGUUAAGCGGACCGCUUAGAAAGCCCUAUAGGAGCCACUUAAGUUUUAACCUGGAGGGACCCUAAAAUGGCCCCUAUAGUUGCCUCAAAAUCAAGGAAACCUGUCGGAAUCCUACGCUUCGCUUUAGGGAGCCCUAAGGCUUCAGGGAUUGAGAGGACCGUUUAGAAAGCCCUAUAGGAGCCACUUAAGUUUUGAACCCUUGAGGGACCCUAAAAUGGCUCCCUAUAGUGCUUUCUUUUUUUCCGAAUCAAAUUUUGCGCGUUCUGGUGUAGGAUUGCGUCAUUGUGCGACCGCGUAAGUUUUAACUUCGUGAUUUUCUGAAAUUUUAUUCCAACGUAUCUCUUUUUUGUUUUUUGUUUGAAUCUUCUAUUUGUCCAUUCUUUCAGCUCUUAAAACAGAAAAAAAAUUUAAAAGGUGCCUUCAAAAAUCAUUUUGUUGUGAAAUUAGUUUCCAUUCCUUCAAUUUUUUCAUUUCUUUGAUCAUGUAUAACGAAAGAAUGGUUGAUUUAAUGCACCUAGAGCCCCAAUUCUCAGAAAAGCUUCAAAAUUUUUUCUUUUAAUCAAAAGUUCCAGAGUCAACUUAUUGGGAGCAAUGGGCCGGCUUGAAAUGCGGAAAAAUGCGAUUUUGAACGUUUAUUCCAUCGCCGUCCAGAAUAUCCACCACUACGAACAGGAGGUCCGUCAAAAUAUCAUUUGAGGGAAACUGUGAAUCUCUAGUGGCCACUUAAGAGACUGGACACUGAAGGGGCCACUAAAAACACCUCUAAAGAAGCCACUAUAGUAGUUUUAGUCGCCUAGUAGUACGACUGAGAGUCCUAAAGAGGCCACUAAUUUUCAGCCACUUAAGUGGCCACUAUUUUCACUCCUAUAGUAUCAUUUAAAACAAAACAACGACCACUAAAACAUUCAAGCCCUAAAGUGGCCACUGAAAAUUUUCCCAGAAAAAAACGAUAUUUUUAGAAAUUCCGCGAAAUGCAACCCUUGCCGCCAAUUCCACAACCUGACUAUGAGGAUUAUCGCCGAAUUCGCCAGAUUUUCAACGAUUUUUGCGAUUCGAAUGAUGGUGAGUUUCGAAACACAGAAUAAAUAAAGCUACCGUAUACAAGGCCUUUUUUGGGCCCUUCGCUUCGAGACCUCAAAAAGCGGGUUUUAAAAACGAACUUUUUCAUGGGAAAACUUGAAAAAAUGAUUUGAAAUUGCAUAUUUUCUGGAACUUUUCAUCAUUUUUAUUCAUUAGAACUUGGUUAAGAAUGAUUUUUUUUUUCAAAAAAGGUUAUUUUCUACAAAGUAAAUGUAUACUUCGGAAAAGUUGAAAAAAUAAAAUUUGGAACUUUUCAAGACCAAGUUCAAACGCCGACCAGCUCUUCGAGCCAUGAAUUUUUGGCUUCUAAUAAUGUUCCAGGUUCGUUUUUGCCAUUGGAAGGCCAAAAAUCCUAUUUUCGUUCCCUUUUCCUCUCAAGGGAUGAGUCUAAGCGUUGCGGUCGCGUGGCGGUUCCCACCCGAAGGAAAAAAUACUUGCGCGCUUUGGCAUUCUAAAGCAUGAGAAAGCCGCGGAACGUCGGGUGCAACUUUUAAUUUAAUUGACAAGGGCCGGUACGCAUCGCAGCCGCAACGCUUCCAGCUUUUCAAUUUUCAUUUUCUCGCCUUCUUGUUUUUUUUGACCAUUCAAACUUUACCAAAAAAAUCAUUGAAGGUUGGAAAUCUUUGGGGCCGAAUUUAUGUGAUUUUUUCUUUUCCUUUUUUUCACUUUUUUCAAAAAAUGAAUUUUCUUCUCACCCAGCGAUUUUUGCCCAUUUUAAGAGUUCGGGCUCAACCAUUUUUCUCGACUGUUUGAUUUGAUUUUUCCUCUAAAAAAAUCGAUUUUAAAAAAAUUGUGCAGAAGAGGUUUUAUUCAUAGCGAAAUGAAUGGACUUAGGAUGGUGAUGAUGAUUUUUUUUUAAUUCUAAAAUUUUUUUUGGUUAAUUUUUCGUUUUGUAUGUCAUUUGUCACAAUUUCAUGUCAUUUAUCACAUUUCGAAUUUUUUCAAUUUGAACUUUACAGCGACUAGCUCAUUUACUGCGAAGCCGAACAUUUUUGCGGCGAACCCUUGGAGAAACAGUGGGAAUAACAAGAAAGAGGACGUUGUGGAGGUUGGUUUUUUAAAUUUUAUUCUGGGAAAAAUCGAAAAAUGACAUUUUUUGAAUUCGCGCCUUAAAAUGACAUUUUUUCAAUUCUCGCCUUAAAAAACGACAUUUUUUGAAUUCUCUCCUUAAAAAAACGACAAUUUUUUUGAAUUUUCUUCUUAAAAAAAUAACAGUUUUUCGAUAUCUGUCAUUAAAAAUAGCAAUUUUUGAUUUCGCGCCCAAAAAACGACAAUUUUUGAAUUUUCUCCUUAAAAAAUACCAUUUUUUUGAAUUCGCGCCAAAAACGCUUCGCCCAGGAACUCCUGAAAGUACCGCAGUUCUUUCAAUUCCAGUUAAUUUUUAAAAAAAUCAUUGGAUUACUGUAAAAAAACGGGAAAUUAUUAGAAGUUUAACUGAACCAUUUUUCGCUGCUCGACCGGACCGAGAUUUGCCCCUUCUGUUCUUCCCAAAUGACUAAAGGCCGACUUUUUGGCCUGCGAAAUUUGUGGCAACUACGCCCACGCAACGGUUGGUUUCUUCAUUUUUUUCGUGGAGAAAUCGCCCUCCUUUUUCGGAGAGAAAACAAGGAAUAGCCAUUUUUUUAAAAGUUUUAUUGAAUUAAAAAAACGAAAAAAACCAACUUAGGAACGCUAGAGUGGUCCCUGGAGGGGCUCUUGUAGGUUCCAGGCGAGAAAUCACCUUAAUAACCCUAUAGGGGACACUUAAGAUUGCAAAAGUGGCCGCUCUAGAGAUUUUAGUUAGUGGUCACUCUAGGGGAACUUGCUUUAGGGACGAAAAUUUGGAAAACUGUAAAUUCAAGUGGAAAAGGUAUCAAAAAAAAACUGAUCGAUCAAAUUUCAUCAAAUACGUCUUUUCAUUUUCAAAUCAUAACCUCUAGACCUCUAUAGGGACCACUCAAGCUUUUGGAGCUUAGGGGCGAGACCCUAAAAAACCCUAUAGGGAUCACCUAAGUUUUAGCCCUCUAGGGAGUACUUUUUUCAACUAGAGUGGUCGUUUUUUUCCUCUAAUCCCUCUAGGGACCACUCUGUCGUUCUUGAGAAGCGCAGUACGAAUUAUCGGUAGAAAAGGUUAAGAAAUCACUCGAGUGGAUCUUUUUUCGCUCAAGUGAUCACUUAAGAACGUUUUUCCCUGGAAUUUUCCGAUUUUCACCUAAUAAGCAUGUUAAAAGAUUCGUUUUCAAUUCAAAAAAAAAUAUAGCUGCUUCACGGCUGGCUUGAGCCAUCGAAAAAAGGGUCCUGACACGAUAAUGCACGAGAUAGCGCCUGGCUCGUGGUGAGCACAGACAAGACACGCCCCUUAGCGUCUCAAGCUGGCCGUGAAUUAGCUAUAGUCGAAUUUUUUCCAGUGCUAUGGUGUUUGGCUGGAAAGGAACGGCACCUGCAUCCACUGCAGAAGUUCCCUGAAAGACCCCCAAGAGUACCCGACUUUGGCCUGA
Messenger RNA from Caenorhabditis auriculariae, 9003 nucleotides. NCBI's taxonomy places the organism in Eukaryota, Metazoa, Nematoda, Chromadorea, Rhabditida, Rhabditidae. The record is from the annotation of a GenBank genome assembly.